This is a messenger RNA of Brassica napus (rape), 3052 nucleotides long. Its product is annotated as serine/threonine-protein kinase PCRK1-like. The transcript has 5 exons. Gene Ontology annotation, molecular function: ATP binding; protein kinase activity. The coding region runs from base 529 to 1821 and encodes 430 amino acids. The record is from RefSeq and is a predicted model, not a curated record. Lineage: Eukaryota; Viridiplantae; Streptophyta; Magnoliopsida; Brassicales; Brassicaceae. Gene Ontology annotation, biological process: protein phosphorylation.
AGUUUAGAACUUGUCAAACAAAUUUUUGUUUGUGCAAGUAGUAAAUAACUUGUCGACAAUAUCAUUUUUGUAUGUGGUAUCAAGACUAUAACGCAUGGCCAUGUCCCCUGAGGCGAAGCGUUUCUUACAAUUCGUAUGUUACAGAAUAUAGCUUGUUUGAAGUAAGAAGAAAGUAACUGAAAAUUUUCAUUAAUCUCUCAUUUAAACCCCUUAACCUUAACGGCUCCGGCCACAGAUAAGCCGGUGAGUAAAAUAGCAAAAAAAAUGUAUUAAAGAAAUGAAAGGGAAUAACGUGUUCUUGGAUUAGUCUAUUAAACAGUAAGCAAGGAAGAGGCUGAAAACAAGAUUAAGAAAAGAAUAAAUAAAAACGUCUCUGGGUUGGUAAGCGGCAAAAUCCAGCUGCCAUGCCUAUUUGACUUCCUCAUUAGUUCAUGCUGAGCUCGUCUUCUUCUUCUUCCUCUCUCUCUCCAAAAGCUACUUUAAAUCUCUUUCUCUCUUAGUAAUGAAAUUGAGCAACCUCAACACAACAUGAAUAACUCUACACCAGUGAGGAGUUUGGUUUCAUCAAAGGCAAUGAAAUGUUUCUACUUCAGCAAAGAUAAACCUCAAGAUGGAGCAGCUAAGACGAGAAAGUCUGAUUCAUUGCAAGGAUCAGGGUCUGAGUUUAACUCAAGUACAAGUACUACAACUUCCAUCACUUCUUCCUUGCACGUCCUUUCCGAGACACACAGUAACAAUCUCAAAGUCUUUGCCCUCGAUGACCUCAAAACCGCUACCAAGAACUUCAGCCGGUCCUUGAUGAUCGGCGAAGGUGGCUUCGGUGGUGUGUUUCGUGGCGUGAUCCAGAACCCUCAAGAUUCUCGUAAGAAGAUUGAUAUAGCUGUUAAACAACUCAGUAGAAGAGGUCUUCAGGGGCAUAAAGAAUGGGUGACAGAAGUAAACGUGUUGGGAGUCGUGGAGCAUCCAAAUCUGGUGAAGCUGAUAGGUUACUGCGCUGAGGAUGAUGAGAGAGGGAUCCAACGGCUACUUGUUUAUGAAUACGUACCAAACAGGAGCGUUCAAGACCAUUUAUCAAAUCGUUUUAUAGUCACUCCUCUUCCUUGGUCCACAAGAAUGAAGAUUGCUCAAGACACUGCUCGAGGACUCGCUUAUCUUCAUCAAGGCAUGGAGUUUCAGAUCAUCUUUAGGGACUUCAAAUCUUCCAAUAUUCUUCUUGAUGAAAACUGGAACGCAAAGCUAUCUGACUUUGGACUGGCUCGUAUGGGUCCUUCAAAGGGAGUCACUCAUGUCUCCACUGCGGUUGUAGGAACCAUUGGUUAUGCAGCACCUGAGUACAUCCAAACAGGACACCUCACGGCCAAAAGCGACGUGUGGAGCUACGGGAUCUUUCUGUACGAGCUCAUCACAGGGAGACGUCCCUUCGAUAGGAACCGCCCAAGAAACGAGCAGAACAUCUUGGAGUGGAUAAGACCUCACUUGACUGAUAUCAAGAAGUUCAAGAUGAUCAUUGACCCAAGACUUGAAGGAAACUACUACCUCAAGUCGGCUUUGAAGCUGGCUGCUGUUGCCAACAGGUGUUUGAUGGUGAAAGCAAAGGCAAGGCCAACGAUGAGUGAGGUCUCAGAGAUGUUGGAAAGGAUUGUGGAGAGUUCAGAAGAGGUUUCUCCCGCUCUGCUGUUGGUGAAGAGCUUGACGCCUAAAGAUGCGUUUGAGGCGUCAAGGAGAGAGAAAGUUAAGAGAAGAUUUGUUGAACUUGUAACUGGGGUAAAUGGUUGUCCUAAUCUGCCUACUUGGUCUCCUAAACUUGUCACUUCUCUUUGAUUUUUGAGACAGAACAUAAACAAACCAAACAAACAACAACUCAGCGUUUGUGUUUGUGUUAUGAAAAUAUUAUUGUCAUUAUUAUAAAAUAUUAACAAGCUUUAAAUUAGGGGUUUAGAUAUCUUCUUCCACACGUUGCUCUUCGUUCGCCGCCGUGCCCCAACCCUUAAAACCCUAGCUUCCUCUUGGACACAGAGACGUUCUUAUGUUGAUGUUUACAUGAAAUGGAAAAAAAGAUGUUUACUUUGACAACAUAGAACACAUUCUCCUGAUGAUUACCUUCAGUUUUAAGAGAUGAAUAUUGAUUCUUUUUUUCAAAUUAGUGGAGUAAAGGGUUUAGCUGUAAACUGUACUGGAGAAAAGGUUGUCUGUGUUGCAGAAGAAUGCAAUGAAUAAGAGAGGAGGAGGAGGAGUAGACCAUUCAACUAUUGAGUUUCCUUUUUCCCAUCAAAAGGUUGUAGAUUGAGAGUCAAGGUUGAACAUUUUAUAUUGCCUCAGAAGGUUCACAAGGCCUUUGAGAGACAUUCACAAAUCUUUUACUUGUCUAUGAAGAAUAAGACCAAGACAGUGUUAAAGAAGAAUUCAGAGUUGAUUCUCAAGAGUAGAGGAAGUAGUUACAGGUUUUUGAAAGAAAGGAUUGUAGAGAGAGAUUUGGAUUUUCAUUGCUAAGGCAGAAUCUUUAUUAAUCAAAAACAUCAUUAAUGGAUUUGUUUCAAACCAGUCUUAAAGAUGCAGAUCAUCAUCACUCAAAAUAUUACAAUAAAAAAACCGUGAAUGCAAGAAUGAGUUUGCUCUAUGAUAACAAAAUGGGUAUAAGAUUUGUAUAAAAAGAAAAAUAUAUUCAUGUUCAACUGCUCAGUUUCUGAAUGAUCUUGGAGAGAGCUGAAUAUGAGCCAAUUACGGAAGAUAUUGCUCCUACCACGAUGAUUAAAACACACAGCAGCAUCUACAGAAACAAAACCAAAUCCAUUUGUCAAUGAAGUUUACAACAAUGUUUUUAUGUUACACUGAGUAUAGAAACAGAAUUGCUAAUAACCAUUACCUGUGUCGAGGUCACUUUUCCCCGUACGAUGCUCAGGAAACAAACUGGGGGAAGUAUUAGCGUCUGCACAAAACAAACUAUGAACUAACAUAUCUAAAAAAAUAGUGUCAGGUUAUUAUUGUAGAGAAGGAAAAGAUAUCUUACGACGAGCAUUGUCAACAAUGAUCCAAUCAAUGACAUGACAAGACC